Molecule: messenger RNA, 2230 nt
Organism: Choloepus didactylus (southern two-toed sloth)
Lineage: Eukaryota; Metazoa; Chordata; Mammalia; Pilosa; Megalonychidae
Gene: MUC1
Product: mucin 1, cell surface associated
Exons: 7
Coding region: 61-1938 (625 amino acids)
Cellular component (GO): apical plasma membrane
Source: RefSeq, a predicted model, not a curated record
CUCACACGCAGCACCUGCCUGAGUCUAUUCUGCCCCCUCCCCACCCAGUUCAUUUCCACCAUGACACCAGGCAUCCAGUCCCUUUUCUUCCUCCUGCUGCUACUCCUAGAGCUUACAGCGGCUACCACACAAACCUCUGAAAUGGUUGAUAAAACCACUGGCAACACAAUCCACAGCCACAGAGGAGAUACAACUACAAUCAUGACCCAAAGCAGCUUAUUCCAGACCUCCAGCCCUGACUCUACCUUGGCUUCCACUCCAGCCCACCAUGUCAGCUCCAACCCAGCUGACAGCUCAGGAGCAGGCUCAAACUCGACUACUCCAGCCCACCAUGUCAGCUCUACUCCGGUCACCGGCCCAGGCCCAGGCUCAAACAUCACCACUCCAACCUACCGUGUCAGUUCCAACCCAGCUGUCAGCUCAAGCCCAGGCUCAAACUCGACCACUCCAGCGUACCAUGUCAGCUCCACCCUGGCUGCCAGCCCAGGCUCAAACGCGACCACUCCAGCCCACUAUGUCAGCUCCACCCCUGCUGCCGGCCCAGGCUCAAACAUGACCACUCCAGGGCACCAUGUCAACUCCACCCCGGCUGCUAGCCCAGGCUCAAGCUCAAACGCGACCACUCCAGCCCACCAUGUCAGCUCCACCCCGGCUGCCGGCUCAGGCUCAAACAUGACCACUCUAGCCCACUACGUCAGCUCCAACCCAGCUGUCAGCCCAGGCCCAAGCUCAAACUUGACCACUCCAGCGUACCAUGUCAACUCUACCCCGGCUGCCAGCCCAGGCUCAAACGUGACCACUCUAGCCCACUAUGUCAGCUCCAACCUGGCUGUCAGCCCAGGCCCAAGCUCAAACUCGACCACUCCAGCGCAGCAUGUCAGCUCCACCCCAGCUGCCAGCCCAGGCUCAAACGUGACUACUCCAGCCCAUCAUGUCAGCUCCACCCUGGAUGCUGGCCCAGGCUCAAACUUGACCACUAGAGCCCACCAUGUCAACUCCAGCCCAGCUGCCAGCCCUGGCUCAGGCUCGCCCACCACUCCAGGCUACAAUGCUACCUCAACCGUGGCUACCAACCCUGGCUCAAGCUCAGCCCCCACCGCAGUUCACAAUGGCUCUACAAAGGCUACCACAACCCCAGUCAGCGAGAGUACUUCAUCCUCAGCUUCUAGUCACCACUCCGAUGCUCCCACCACCCCUGCCAGCCACAGUACUGGAACUAUUGCCACCAGCACUAACCAUAGCAGAGUAUCUCCCACCUCCUCUAUUCACAGUACUACUCCCCAGUUUUCCAGAGGAGUCUCCAUCUUCUUCCUCUCUUUUUACAUUUUGAACCUCCAUUUCAACUCCUCCCUGGAAGAUUCCAGCACCAACUACUACCGAGAGCUGAAUAGAAACAUUUCUGAAUUGUUUCUGCAGAUUUAUAAACAAGAGGAUUUUCUGGGUGUCAGUGGCAUCACAUUCAGGCCAGGUUCUGUGGUGGUGGAUUCGAACCUGGCUUUCCGAGAUGGUACCACCAGUGCCGAAGACGUGAGGACACAGUUUGUUAAUUCUGAAACAGAGGCAGCCAGAUAUAACCUGUUGCUCUCAAGAGUCAGUGUGAAUGCGGUGUCUUUUUCUUCCCCUGCCCAGUCUGGGUCUGGGGUACCAGGCUGGGGCAUUGCCCUGCUGGUGCUGGUCUGUGUUCUGGUUGCAGCUGCCAUCGUUUAUCUCAUUGCUCUGGCUGUGUAUCAGUGCCGCCAAAAGAACUGUGGGCAGCUGGACAUCUUUCCAACCCGCGAUGCCUACCAUCCUAUGAGCGAGUAUCCCACCUACCACACCCACGGGCGCUAUGUGCCUCCUGGCAGUACCAAACGUAGUCCCUAUGAGGAGGUCUCUGCGGGCAACGGUGACAGCAGCCUCUCCUACACGAACCCAGCAGCCACGUCUGCCAACUUGUAGGGGCACGUUUGCUGAGCGGCCAGCUGGUGCCAGUUCUCCCGCAGGUUCCAGGCUGGUGAGCGGGGAGUUCGGGCAGGCUGCUCACAGUUUUGCUCAGAGGCCCCGCCAAGUCCCCUCACCCACCGCAGCCCAGUGAAGCCCAUCCCUGAGGCUGGGGGACAGGCCUGGGGCCGUGGUGGUGCCACAGGGGUGGCUUCCAGGAGGGCCUGCCCAGAAAACCCCAGAGAUGGGUGUGGGAACCUGAACGUGGCGAAUAAAACUUGGGCCUCCUGCUGGCCAGCUUCUGAUCCUU